Oryza sativa Japonica Group (Japanese rice) is the source of this 1943-nucleotide messenger RNA. Its product is annotated as putative B3 domain-containing protein Os10g0537100. NCBI's taxonomy places the organism in Eukaryota, Viridiplantae, Streptophyta, Magnoliopsida, Poales, Poaceae. The record is from RefSeq and is a predicted model, not a curated record. Gene Ontology annotation, molecular function: DNA binding; DNA-binding transcription factor activity.
UCAGCUUGCAUUGCACUUUCUUCUUCUUCUCUUCUUCUCCUUUCCCCUCCUUGAGAAAGCUACUUGGUGGCUAUAUACCUACUUGUGCUUGUGUUGUGUGUGUACAUAGUUGCCAUCUUCUUCUCCUUCCAUAGCAACCUCAUACACACACUCUCUCUCUCUGGUAGUCUGGGUGCCUAGUUACACAUACAUUCAUACUCCAUGCUAGCUCUCAUAUAUACACCAAUCUAGAGACACCCCUAAUUCACAGUGCCACAUGCAGUGCUAUAUUAUCAAGAGAGAGAGAGAGCCAAUUAAGCAAAGGUAGGUAGGUAGCUUCCAUUUCUUCCUAGCUUGAGUAUCUUCCCUUCAUUGAUCUCCAUAUAUUAAUUAGAACCAAUUUAGUAGUAGUAGUAUUGUUAUUCCUCCCCAAGAAAAACAUCCACUACUUAAAGGAGACUCGAUCUCCAUGUUAUAAUAAGGUGAUAUAUAUAUAACCCUAAUCCAAGUCUCCAAAAAUAGUAGUAGCAGAGAGUACACUGUUUCAUAUAUCAUCCCAACUUAGCUCCCGGAAUUAGCGUACUAGUCAAAGUCAACAGCUUUGGUAGGAGGAGGAGCACGCGAGCUUAGGUAGCCUAGCUAUGGAGUUCACCCCAAUUUCGCCGCCGACGAGGGUCGCCGGCGGUGAGGAGGAUUCCGAGAGGGGGGCGGCGGCGUGGGCGGUGGUGGAGAAGGAGCACAUGUUUGAGAAGGUCGUGACGCCGAGCGACGUGGGGAAGCUGAACCGAUUGGUCAUCCCCAAGCAGCACGCCGAGAGGUACUUCCCGCUCGACGCCGCGGCGGGCGCCGGCGGCGGCGGUGGUGGCGGCGGUGGCGGCGGCGGGGGGAAGGGGCUGGUGCUGAGCUUCGAGGACAGGACGGGGAAGGCGUGGAGGUUCCGGUACUCGUACUGGAACAGCAGCCAGAGCUACGUGAUGACCAAAGGGUGGAGCCGCUUCGUCAAGGAGAAGCGCCUCGGCGCCGGCGACACCGUGUCGUUCGGCCGCGGCCUCGGCGACGCCGCCCGCGGCCGCCUCUUCAUCGACUUCCGCCGCCGCCGCCAGGACGCCGGCAGCUUCAUGUUCCCGCCGACGGCGGCGCCGCCGUCGCACUCGCACCACCAUCAUCAGCGACACCACCCGCCGCUCCCGUCCGUGCCCCUUUGCCCGUGGCGAGACUACACCACCGCCUAUGGCGGCGGCUACGGCUACGGCUACGGCGGCGGCUCCACCCCGGCGUCCAGCCGCCACGUGCUGUUCCUCCGGCCGCAGGUGCCGGCCGCUGUGGUGCUCAAGUCGGUGCCGGUGCACGUCGCGGCCACCUCGGCGGUGCAGGAGGCGGCGACGACGACAAGGCCGAAGCGUGUCCGGCUGUUCGGGGUGAACCUCGACUGCCCGGCGGCCAUGGACGACGACGACGACAUCGCCGGAGCGGCGAGCCGGACGGCAGCGUCGUCUCUCCUGCAGCUCCCCUCGCCGUCGUCCUCGACGUCGUCGUCGACGGCGGGGAAGAAGAUGUGCUCCUUGGAUCUUGGGUUGUGAGCUCGAGCCAAUCUGAAUUGGAGAAAGGCUAAGCUAGCACUGACGACGGCGACGGCGACGACGCCAACUGAUCAAGAUCAGGCAAUGUUUGGAGCAGCUGCGUAUAUAGCUUCAGCAACUGCAUGUGUAACAGUGAGAUGAAUUAUUUUCUUGAUGAUAUCUUGCUCAUAUUAAUUAUUAGCUAGUUAAUUUGCUCUAUGCUUAAUUAGUUACUGCUCUGUUCUUCAUUUCUAUGAGCCUAAUUUGGAGGAAUUUGAUCAGAAACUCUAGAACUGUGUACUGUGGGUUUCCUUAGCUUGCUACACUUCCAAAAAGGUGAUCUUGGUUAAUUAUAAUUGUAAAUACUCUUAUCAAGUUGCAGUAAGAUAAGUACUAUAUUGAUAA